AUGAAGCUCCUGAUCUUCAUCUCCGCCUUCUUGGCUAGUGCAUCUGCUGCCCGCCUGGGUUAUUCUCAGCCGACGCCCAGUGGCCUUUCGCUUUCCGUGGGCGGCCUUGAUCAGUCGCCUGCCCCGCUCUCAGACGACCGCUUCACUCUGCCUACGCCAGAUAACGUCGCGCUCCCAGCCAACGGAUACACCCAGUCCACACCCAUCGCUGCUACCAUUCCAGAGGGUGGGUUCACGCCCUCUGGCUCUUUCGACAGUGGAUUCAGCCAACCUGCAUCAGGUGGUGUCUCCCUCCCUGAGAUUGGAUUUGGCCAGCCCUCUCUCAAUGGCCAGACUCUUCAGGAAAGCAGCUUUGGACAACAAGCCGGUGUUCUAACUACUCCUGCAAGCAAUUGCAGAGAUGGAGAAGUCUUGCAUGUUGACGGGACCUGCGUUGUUCCUGAAAUUACUCGCAAGGUCUUUCUCUACAGCAUCCCCGAGGGCGCUCAGCAAUUCAAUGGACCACCACCAAGCAUUCCACCACCAAAAGUUGAGCAUAACAUCCUUUUUGUCCGCCUUCCUGAAGGAGGCGUAGGCCCAGAACCCAUUAUUGUACCUCCACCAAGGCAGAACAACAUCGUCUACGUCCUCAAUAAGAUGAAUGGUCAGGAUCAGCGUGUUAUCGAAGUGCCAGCUCCUCCGUCCUCCGAUCCUGAGGUUUAUUUCGUUUCAUACGGCGAGGGCGAAAACCCAACUCUCCCCGGCGGCAUCGACCUUCAGACUGCUCUUGGCUCAGCUGUCUCCGCCACAGGACAAAUCGUCGCCAAUACCGGAGACUUUGACGCCUCUGGUGUCUCCAGUACCCCUGGAUUCGACGGAAUCUCUGGAACAAUUGACUUCGAUGUCAAUCAAGAAACUGUUAAUUUCGAUGAUUCUUUAGGAGCUAGGAACGAUGCUGAUGAUGUGUACACUACUGAUAGUGUAAACAGUGCUUUCAUUAAUGGUGACGGCGGAUUUAGCGCUGGAGGACAAGGAAUUCCGACUGCAAUUUCAGGUAACAACUUCGAACUCUCAGGUGAUCACGCAGUCACUAACGGUGGAUUCGCUGGCAAUGCUGGCAGUUUCUCAAACAAUGGUGUCUCAAGUAGCAUCGCAAACGGUAAUAACGAUUAUUCUGGCAACAAUCGUGGUUUCACCAACAACGCUGGUUUCACUGGCAACAACGGUGGUUUCUCCAACAAUAACGGUGGUUUCUCCAACAGCAACGGUGGUUUCUCCAACAACAACGGUGGUUUCUCCAAUAACAACAACGGUGGUUCCUCCAAGGGUGAAUUCUCCAAUACUGCAAGUGGAAUCUUGAAUAACAAUGUUGGAUUCUCCGGUAACAGUGGUGGAUUUUCCAGCAACACCAACAGCUACCCUGAAUUUUCUGGAAACAAUGGUAAUAACGGUGGAUUCUUGGGGAAUAGCCGUGGCUUCUCCGAAAACAGUGGUCCCUUCCCCGGGAACAACAGUGGAUUCCAAGGCAACAACGGCGGAUUCUCAGGAAGCCAGCCCUCAGGCAAUGACGGAGGACUGGUAAACGGAAAUGGGUUUAACGGUAAUAACCGUAUCGUUUCUGGAGCUCUAACAGCCUCUAACUCUGUCUCUGCUCCUUUGUCCCUUUACUCAAGUCCCUAAGGUGACUUGGUGGCUAUUGCUUGAGAACCAACCCGCGAGUCAUGGAAAACACUUCGAAAAAAUACCGAAUCUUAACUAACCUUAAUUUAAUAUGCAGUAUUUAAAAUUUUCGUUUCAUUUUGUCUAGUCAAAUAAAAAAAACGUUUUGUAGAGAAUUCAAAUAAAAACUGAAUGAAAUACC
This is a messenger RNA of Penaeus monodon (black tiger shrimp), 1840 nucleotides long. RefSeq lists its product as uncharacterized. NCBI's taxonomy places the organism in Eukaryota, Metazoa, Arthropoda, Malacostraca, Decapoda, Penaeidae. The coding region runs from base 1 to 1659 and encodes 552 amino acids. The transcript is spliced from 2 exons. The record is from RefSeq and is a predicted model, not a curated record.